Helobdella robusta is the source of this 4092-nucleotide messenger RNA. RefSeq lists its product as hypothetical. The record is from RefSeq and is a predicted model, not a curated record. NCBI's taxonomy places the organism in Eukaryota, Metazoa, Annelida, Clitellata, Rhynchobdellida, Glossiphoniidae. Gene Ontology annotation, molecular function: protein binding. The transcript has 16 exons. Bases 1 to 3060 code for a protein of 1019 amino acids.
AUGCAAGAUUCUAUUCACGAAUCUGCUAAUAUUUCAAAAUUAUGCCUACAAUAUGGAAAGUUGUACUACAGCAAAGCAAAUUACAAAAAGUCAAUUAGCUGUUUUGAAUGUGCGUUAAGAUUCUCACGUUCAAAUGAAUUGGAUUUGAAACUUCAAUCUCUUGCUUAUUCAUACCUUAGUGAACUCUACUGGAAAGUUAACGAUGCUUCGAUGGCUGUGUCUUACAUGAAGCAAGAUUUGUUCAUUGCUACAGUUAUGGCAUGCCCGGGAAGUUUGUUCAGAUGUUACAGCAAUUUGGCCAAUGCGUAUUAUUUCAAAGGUGAGUUCAGGAGAUCACUCAUGUACAGACGACAUCAACUGACAGUGGCUUUAAAGUUAAAAAAUCUUCCACCAAUCAUAAUGGUGCUGAAGGAAGUAGCUUACCUCCAUGCGAUGAUCGGUAUGUACAAACUAGCGGUCAGGAUAUUGCAAAGAUGUCUGCACCUGUCGGCAAAGUUGAAUGAUGAUCUGCUACAACUUGCUGUCAUGAAUGACUUGAGUGUUCUGCAGCUGGUCCUCGCUCAUUUCGAUUCUUCAUUGAAAGUUUCGGAAGAACAUUUGAGAUUAUCAGAAUUGUUGAAUAAUAGAAGAGAAGAGGUUGAAGCAUACAAGAACAUGGCCUGCGUGCACCUGGCCACUGGUAGCUACAACAAAUCAAUUGAAUGCCUCAACAACAUUCUCCACCUGAACAAUAACCACUUUCACAACGACCCCUACCUCCAAAUGACGACCCACUCUAUGCUGGGUCACGUCUACCUUGCUACAAAUGAAUUGAAGAAAGCCAACUUGUACUUUGAAAAACAAUUGAACCAAGCGCUGAAGUGUUGUGAUGACUCUGCUGAAGCAAGAGCCUGCUUCAAUUUAGGAAUGUUGUUCGAAAAAGCAAAUAAUUUCAAAUCAGCUACAAAGUUGUAUGAGAGAACACUUGCACUGGUUGAUCACGAUAUAGACGCAACAAUUUAUGAGAACUUCCCUCAAAGUCUUGUUGCAUUCAGAGGAAGACUUUAUUUCCACAUUGGAUGUUAUUUUGAGAAGUUGAAAUGUUAUGAUGUUACACUUGAGGCAUACAAAAGGGCUUUGCAAAUAUACAGAUCUUCAAAUCUCGAAAACUGUGAGGCUGUUUGUUUAAGGUCCCUAUCGCAUCUGUAUAGUCAACUUGAUCAGAUGGACUCAUGUUUGAAAUACUUUAAAAUGUAUGCCAACCUUGCAUCAUACUCCGGUGCAUCAACAUCUGGUAAACAUUGUACUUCUUACAUGUACGAAGCUAAAUUAACUGAUUUAAUACGGCUUGAUAAGUUAGCUCGUUCUAAACUUAUUGCCGGAAAUCUUCAAGAAGCUGUUGAAAUUUUUGAGCUGUUUCUCAGUUCAGUUGACUGGCUACAACAAUUUCAACAACCACAACAAUUGCAACAGUAUCAACCACAAAAUAAGCAGCAAAUCGAGAAUGCACACAACCUCACUUAUACUAGACUCCACGUUCUUGACAACUUGGCACAUGUCAACUACAAACUUGAGAGGUAUAACGAAGCCUUCAACUACUACAGCAUGGCUCUGCCUUUGUGUCAAAAUUUGAAAAGAUUAAAAAGAGAAAUUAGAUGUCUGCAGUAUUUGGGCAAUAUUAAAUUGAGACAGCAAUGUUAUAUGCAGGCUCUGCAAUUCUUUGAACAAUGUUUAAGGUUGGUUCAGGCAAACAACAAAGAUGUUAAUUUUGAUGGUGGUGAAGUUAAAUUAGUAAGCAGCGUGGAGAACUUAAGUCAAACUGAAGUUAGUGAUAAGCUCCUCGACAAUAACAACAUCGGUGAAAGCAACAGUAAUAGUAACAACAAUUCCGACCAUGUCAACAACAAUCCAUCACCGAUCAGCUCACCAAAAAGCACCGAAACACGGAUCUUAGAGGCAAUCCUAUUGCUGAACAUAUCGGAUUGUUACAUGAUGUUGGGUCAGCUGGCAGAGGCUCGCAACCAUCUGUACUGCAUCCUGAAGAACAGGACGACCACACGACUACUCAUGCAGUACAACGUCAGGUGCUUUCAGAGGUGUGCACUCAACAUGGGAACGUGUUGCAUGUGGCUCGCUAGACUACAUGAGGCUAUCGCAUCCUUCCUUGUCUACGCCCACGUGUCGCAAUUGCAGUGCGUUCAAAGUUCUUGCUGCUACGAUGAUGCCGGCGACUCAAAUGAAAUGCUGGGCUACAAGAUGAUGUCGGAAUGCUACGAAAUGCACGCUCAGCUGCCUUGGGCUGUCGAAUGCGUGCUAAAAAUUAAAAAAAUUUUAUCAUCUCUGUCAUCAUUCCAAUCGCCAUCGAAUGAUGCCACCUUAACCUCAUUAUCUCCACCAUCGCUACCGUCAAUGUUGAAGGACUUUAACGAUUAUGUUCAGUUCAAACUGAACAACAAUGACAUAACAGCUUGUGCAUUGUCUGAUGAUGAGAUGAUGAAAAUAUUUUCAUGCGGUGUGAAAUAUCUACUCAACAACUUUUCCGCUUCUGGAAAAAAAUCAUGGAAAAUUCUGUUACAUCUGGUCGAGAAGAGUUUGUGGAAAAUGCAGUGCGUCAACGAUCACAAUAACAAUGACAACAACAAUACUAUCAACAACAACAGCUACAACAGCAGCUGCAGCAAUGGUAGUAGAAGGAACAACUACAAAGAUAUGUACAUUACUCAAGAAAGUUUUAUCAAUAGGAUGAAAAAAACUGGCAAAAAGAAUGUGACCAUUAAAUGUGACAUCAACAACAACAACAACAACAACAACAACAGUAAUAUAAAUGUCACAAACGACAAUAAUAAUAAGAUUAAGAAAUCAAACGUAGAUACGUCCCAAAGAAACUUGAUUGGGGCGAUGAUGGUAAUGGUGACACUUGGGUUCACCAUGCGAGCCACUCCAACAAAUAAUGAUGGUUAUAACGAAGGUAAAAAAAUUGAGAGGUUAAUAAUUUUCCCAAGAAAAGACAAGAAUAACCUGAUGAGAAUAUUUGUUAGUACACUAAAACGUCUGCCCGGUUGGUUACAUGUUUUUUAUUAAACACACAGCCAUUCAACACAUAACUAACUAGACCUUUUGUCGUUUGUCGUAAAUGAAAUCAUAAAUUGCUAAUUUGGAAGUAAAUAUACAAUUAAAUAUAAAACUAAGUAUGUAUGAAUUGUAGAAUGCCUUAAAAAGCAGUUCUACCGUUCUGUGUAUGACGGGUCUGUAGAAUAAAAUACAGAAUUAAAAAUAAUUUUGAUGGAUUAAAAUUGAACGAAUUAUUUUAUUAUAUUAUUAUUAUUUCACUUUAAUUUAUUAUAUAUAUGCCUUCGAAGUUCUUCAUACAUCUAAAGCAUCUCUUGCAUCUGGAUGAGGCACUCCGACUGCUCCUGACAUUAAUUGAAAGUGUCUUGAUGAAUGAAACAUCGGAUUGGUCGUUUAAGAUGCACACGAGAUUCACAACUAUCAAAAGCUUUGUCAUCAUUAUCCAAAUGACAGGAUUCAACGUGAUUAACAACACAGCAGAUGAGAGUACAUUGAAAUAUUCACAAUCAAAUGAACAAGUCAAACUGGCAGAUAUCUACUUCACGUUGUUAGCCACAUGUGACCCAAAGAAAUUAUUCUACUCGACAUGUGACGUGACGAAAAUGUUGAGAGACGGACACAGCGAGCCAGCCACCUGCAGCAACAGCAGCAACCAGCACCUACUGCAUCUUCCGUGUAAUCUGCCUCAUUUUUCCCAUCAUCACCCUUCCAAACAACAUCAUCAAGACAUCGACAUCCAUGCCAGUCAACAUCGAGACGUCUCACUCAGUUCAAAAAGAGGAUUGUUCAAACAUGACCUAGCAAGCAAGCAAGUGCAGAUUAGCACACAGCGCACGUUCACAAUGGCUGCACCUACCUCUCGAGCACACAAACUCAUGUCGACACAUCUUUCCAUCAAACACAAUAAAUAAUGCAUGUUUUGGAAAUUUUUUAAUUUAUUAAAAAUAAUGAUCAAACAUUUGCAUUUGUACAAAAUCUUUAUUUUUUUGUUUAACGUUUCUCUGUUAUUUUCAGCAACCAAAAUAAAAUCAUAUCUCUUUCUUG